AUGAGGUCAACCAUCCUUUUAGCAGCGGUGUUCCCGCUCAUUCAGGCAAUCGAGCCUCCGCGUGUGCCACAUCAGCCUCUCGGUAAUGGCACGAAUCGCUUGUCUUUCAACAUCACGACGCUAAACCCCGGACCUCUGACAGCUCAGACCAGAUCUCUCGCAUGGAUCAGCACCGGCGAAGAUGGCGACUAUAUCUAUACCGGCGAUGAUGGCUCCUUUAUCUUCGAGAACAUUGCUACUGGAGAAUCGACGACCUUCCUCUCCGCAGAUAAAGUCCCCGCCGACUACUGGGACUACUCAAUUUCGCCCGAUGCAAGUCAUGUGCUUUGGUCUGUCAACUAUACUAAGCAAUAUCGUCAUUCCUACUUUGCCGACUACUUGGUCCAAGAUGUGGAAUCCGGAGAGGUGCAGUCGCUUGUUCCUGGCUCCAGUGGAGACAUUCAAUAUGCGGAGUUCAAUCCCGCGUCUUCUUCCCAAAUCGCGUUUGUUCAAGGAAACGACCUCUAUAUCUGGGAAAACGGUACAAUUUCCCGUAUUACUGAGGAUGGCGGCCCGGAUUGGUUCAAUGCUGUGCCUGACUGGGUAUACGAGGAGGAAGUCUUUGGCGAUCGCUACUCUCUUUGGUGGUCACCAGAUGGGAAGUACAUCGCUUUCUUGACGUUCAAUGAAACAGGUGUGGAAACGUUCCGCGUCCCAUAUUACAUGGAUAGUGAAGCAGUUGCGCCGUCGUAUCCUCGCGAAUUGGAGCUGCGAUAUCCCAAAGUUGGUGCCAAAAACCCGACUGUAGGCUUCAAUGUUCUCGAUGUAGCGGCACUCAAAGUAACGAACGUGGCUAUCGACGUAUGGCCGGAAGACGAUCUAGUGCUCGGAGAAGUAGCUUGGUUAACGGAAGAUCACGGCAAGGUGCUAUACCGUGCCUAUAACCGAGUGCAAGACCAGGAAAAGCUAGUGGUCGUUGAUGUGCCUUCGUACUCGUCAAAACUGGUUCGUGAACGCGAUGGAUCCGACGGUUGGCUGGAGAACUACCUAGCAAUUUCCUACGUUGGUCCGCUCUCUAGCUCCAACGCAACGUACGGGAACACCUCAGCGGAGUACUAUAUCGACUUGUCCGAUGAGACGAAUUGGAACCAUCUGUAUCUGUUCCCUAUCGGCGGUGGUGAGAAGAUUGCGCUCACUUCCGGAGAUUGGGAAGUACGCAGCAUUCUCAAAAUCGAUUCGAAGCGCAAUGUGAUCUACUUUACGUCGACUGAGCACCACAGCACCGAAAGUCAUCUCUACUCGGUCAAUUACGUAACGGGGAAGAAGACAGCGCUGGUUGAUGACACGGAAGUCGCAUUCUGGACAGCCUCUUUCUCUUCCGGCGGCUCAUAUUAUGUACUCCGAUACUCUGGUCCAGACGUGCCCUACCAGGAGCUGUAUUCGUUGAACUCAACUAAACCUCUUCGCACUAUUGUCGACAAUAAGGAGCUUUACGCCACUCUACAGUCGUAUGCGCUGCCCAAUAUCACUUAUCUGGAGCUUCCGCACCCCUCUGGAGUCACGCUGAACGCGAUGCUACGUUUGCCCCCCAACUUCGACCCUAGCAAGAAGUACCCUGCGCUUCUCAUUCCCUAUGGUGGCCCAAAUGCGCAGGAAGUUCACAAGGAUUUUAUCGCGCUCAACUGGAAAGCGUAUGUGGCCUCUGACCCCGAGCUGGAGUACAUCACAUUCACAGUCGACAACCGCGGAACUGGGUACAAGGGACGUGAAUUUCGCGCUUCCGUGACCUCCAACCUAGGUGAUCUGGAAGCGCAGGACCAGGUAUGGGCUGCGAAGUGGUUGUCAGAGAACUACGACUUUGUCGACAGCGACCACAUUGGUAUCUGGGGAUGGUCGUAUGGUGGAUACCUUUCUUCCAAGGUCGUCGAAGUCGGCGAUCCUAUCAUUUCGUUUGCCAUGAUCACAGCACCAGUCUCAGACUGGCGCUUCUAUGAUUCCAUCUACACAGAGCGCUACAUGAAAACACCAGCCCUCAAUGCCGAGGGCUACAAUAAGUCACGCGUACACGACUCUACUGGCUUCAAGAAAAUCGCUGGUGGUUUCCUCAUCCAGCAUGGUACCGGUGAUGAUAACGUGCACUUCCAGAACUCUGCAGCACUGACGGAUCUCUUGAUGGGUGACCAAGUCACACCUGAAAAGAUGCAAAACACGUGGUUCACGGAUAGCGACCACAGCAUCAACUAUCAUAACAAUGGGAAGUUCUUGUACAGACAGCUGAGCAAGAAGGUAUUUGAGGAGAAGAAGAGGGUGGGCAACUUGAAGAGCGAGCACCAGUGGAGCAAGAGAAGUUGGGGAAUGGAGGCUAGGGUACAGGUCUAA
This is a messenger RNA of Didymosphaeria variabile, 2358 nucleotides long. It is a transcript of the gene dpp4, whose product is annotated as Dipeptidyl peptidase 4. Lineage: Eukaryota; Fungi; Ascomycota; Dothideomycetes; Pleosporales; Didymosphaeriaceae. Gene Ontology annotation, biological process: proteolysis. The transcript has 2 exons. The record is from RefSeq and is a predicted model, not a curated record. The coding region runs from base 1 to 2358 and encodes 785 amino acids. Gene Ontology annotation, molecular function: dipeptidyl-peptidase activity; serine-type peptidase activity.